Molecule: messenger RNA, 946 nt
Organism: Capsicum annuum
Lineage: Eukaryota; Viridiplantae; Streptophyta; Magnoliopsida; Solanales; Solanaceae
Product: probable LRR receptor-like serine/threonine-protein kinase At3g47570
Exons: 3
Biological process (GO): protein phosphorylation
Molecular function (GO): protein binding; protein kinase activity; ATP binding
Source: RefSeq, a predicted model, not a curated record
AUGGUAGGUUCUUUACCUCCAGAAAUUGGAAAUCUAAAGGCUGCGACACUGAUAGAUCUGUCAAUGAAUCAAUUCUCAAAUGGCAUUCCAAGAGAAAUUGGAGGAUUGAGAACUCUGUUGCACCUUUCUUUGAGAUACAACAAGUUGCAAGGAUCUAUACCUGACUCAUUGAGCAACAUGGUAGGUUUGGAAGUCCUAGACCUUUCUCAUAAUAACAUAUCUGGAAUCAUUCCUAUUUCUUUGGAAAAACUUCAAAACCUGAAGUAUUUCAAUUUUUCUGUCAACAAAUUGUAUGGUGAAAUACCCUCUGGGGGUCCUUUCGAGAACUUCUCAAGUAACUUUUUCAUCUACAAUGAAGCAUUGUGUGGUUCUUCAAGAUUUAGUGUCCCGCCUUGCCUAACUUCAUCAAAGCACAAAUCGAAUAGGAAAAAAUUGCUAGUUCUAUAUCUUUUUCUAGGACUUACAAUUUUAUUUGUUCCUAUCAUAUUUGUGUUUGUAUGGAUAAGCGAGAGUAAUCUGAUUGGUUCUGGAAGUUUUGGCUCUAUCUACAAAGGCGUUCUCAGAAGUGGAAUUUCCAUUUCUGUUAAAGUGUUCAAUCUUCAACUAGAUGCGGCAUUCAAGAGCUUUGAUACGGAAUGUGAAGUUCUGCGUAUCCUUCGCCAUAGGAAUCUCGUAAAAGCCAUUACUAGUCGUUCCAAUCUUGAUUUCAAGGCUUUAGUUCUAGAGUAUAUGCCUAAUGGAAGUCUUGAUAAGUAUUUGUAUUCACACAACUACUUCGUCGACAUCAGGCAGAGACUAAGCAUAAUGAUAGAUGUGCCGAGUAAUGUCUUGCUGGAUGAGGAUAUGGUUGCCCACCUCAGCGACUUUGGCAUUUCAAAACUGCUUGAUGAAGAUCAGGGUGAUUUGUACACUAAAACCUUAGCAACAUUGGGGCAUAUUGCGCCAG